CAUACCAGAACAUCUAAGGACAUUUUCGCUUUAUUCUCCGAGAAACAGCGAUUCAUUACGUACUAUCCCCUCUAGUCUCAUUGAAGCCCAUAAGCACAUUGUUGUAUACGAUCUCACAUACGAUCCUACUUUUGGUCGCGAUUUGAAGUUUAUAAUCUAGAGCAACCGGUAGUGUCGAGAUUCGGUGGUAGCCUAGAUUGCUCUGCCAAACAUGUCAGUCAUGCUACAAACACCGUCGAGGGCCUCUACGGCCUCAUCUUCAUCAUUCCAGCCCAUAUCGCGCCAGAACACCAUGUCCUCAUACGACGGGACACGAUCAGCGCGGCAGAGUAAGAGGUAUUCUAUGUCCGCGCUGUAUAUGUCCAUGUCCGCAAAUGAAACUGAGCUCGAGAUCGAUGAUGAACUGGCCAAAGCGCAGAAAAUACUUCGAGACUUGAAGUCAAAGAUCUCUUCGCAAUCUAAGAAAAACUUUGUCCUUGAAAAAGAUGUACGGUACUUGGACUCUCGUAUUGCGCUGCUAAUUCAAAAUCGUAUGGCCUUAGAAGAGCAAAACGAAGUGGCUAGCCAUCUUGAGGAUGCUCUUGAGCUAGAGGAGGGCGCGUUUCCCAAUGACGAGAAGACUCAAAAAUACGGCAAUCUUAUGUUCUUGCUGCAAACCGAACCAAAACACAUCGCACAUCUCUGCAGGCUUGUAUCAAUGGCGGAAAUUGAUUCUCUACUUCAAACUGUCAUGUUCACAGUUUAUGGUAAUCAAUAUGAAAGCCGUGAAGAGCACUUGCUUUUGACGAUGUUUCAGUCUGUGUUGACAUAUCAGUUCGAUACCACUCCCGAAUAUUCAUCCCUUCUCCGUGCCAACACACCCGUUUCUCGAAUGAUGACUACAUACACUAGGCGUGGACCCGGCCAGAGUUUCCUGCGAACGGUAUUAGCUGAGAGGAUCAAUAACCUCAUUGAACUACAGGAUCUAGAUUUAGAGAUCAACCCUCUCAAGGUGUACGAACGCAUGUGCCAACAGAUUGAGGAGGACACUGGGAGCCUACCGGCAUCCCUGCCUAAAGGCAUUACUGGAGAGCAAGCGGCUGAUAACCCCCAAGUGCAGGCUAUCAUCGAGCCGCGGUUGACAAUGCUAAUAGAUAUUGCGAAUGGCUUCCUGGCAACGAUUAUCGACGGACUUGAUGAAGCGCCAUAUGGUAUUCGUUGGAUCUGCAAACAAAUCCGAAGUUUGACUAAGCGCAAAUACCCGGAAGCGAAUGAUCAGGUGAUUUGUACUUUGAUAGGAGGCUUUUUCUUCCUACGGUUCAUCAACCCUGCUGUUGUUACGCCCAAAUCAUAUAUGCUGAUUGAUGGAAUGCCUGCUGAACGGCCACGGCGGACGCUGACUCUAAUCGCCAAAAUGCUACAGAAUCUUGCCAACAAACCUUCAUACGCCAAGGAACCUUACAUGGCCAAGCUAUCCCCCUUCAUCCAGCAGAACAAGGACCGGGUAAAUAAGUUCAUGUUGGAUCUCUGCGAAGUGCAGGAUUUCUACGAAACUUUAGAAAUGGACAAGUAUGUGGCGCUCACUAAGAACAACCUGGAGCUCUCGAUCACACUCAACGAAAUCUACGCCAUGCACGGUCUCAUUGAAAAGCACAAUGGGGAACUCUGUAAGGAUGAGAACUCCCAUCUAGCUUUGAUUAUGUCGGAGUUGGGACAUGCACCUGCGCAAGUCCCGAGGAAAGAGAACAGAGCCAUCAAUCUGCCCUUGUUUAGCCGUUGGGAACAGACCUUUGAGAACAUGACACAGAAUAUGGAUAUCACACAAGAGGAAAUUUUCUUCUUGGAGGCCAAAAACAUAUUCGUUCAGAUUAUUCGGUCCUUUCCCAACAAUGCUGCUGUUGCACGGAAGCCCUUGCGCUUGGAGAAAAUAGCAGACGCCGCCGCUACCUCACGUAAUGAUGCUGUUAUGGUGCGCAAAGGCAUCCGAGCAAUGGAAUUGUUGAGCCAGCUUCAAGAGAUGGGAUCCAUCAACAAGUCUGAUCAAUUUGGCUCCCUGCGUGACGAAGUUGAACAGGAGUUGUCGCACCUGGGGUCGCUCAAGGAAGGUGUUCAUCAGGAAACCCAGAAGCUUGAAGAAGUGUAUAAGACAAUUCGUGACCACAACGCGUACCUCGUAGGUCAACUGGAGACCUACAAGAGCUACUUGCAUAACGUACGAAGCCAAUCUGAAGGGACACGACGAAAACAGCAGAAGCACCAAGUGCUGGGACCGUACAAGUUUACCCAUCAGCAAUUAGAAAAAGAAGGCGUGAUUCAGAAGAGCAAUGUUCCCGACAAUAGGAGAGCGAACAUCUACUUUAAUUUCACGAGUCCCCUACCAGGCACGUUUGUCAUCUCAUUACAUUAUAAAGGACGCAGCAGGGGCUUGCUUGAGCUCGAUCUAAAGCUUGACGACCUUCUUGAGAUGCAAAAGGAUAACCAGGAUGAUCUUGACCUUGAAUAUGUCCAGUUUAAUGUCACAAAGGUCCUUGCUCUCCUGAACAAACGAUUUGCGAGGAAAAAAGGCUGGUAAAUCACUCAUGCGGGCAUGAGCUUGUCAUGAGGCUUUCCGAGAUCGAUGUAUACAACGACUUCCAUUAUUUUCUAUCAUCCGAUAUGGCGUGGCGUUGAAGGCUUACGACUUGAUACCACUUUCAUUUGAUAUAUCGAGCCGUUGGCUCCCAUUGACUCUUUAUGUCUACAAAACCA
Xylaria bambusicola is the source of this 2727-nucleotide messenger RNA. Its product is annotated as GTPase. NCBI's taxonomy places the organism in Eukaryota, Fungi, Ascomycota, Sordariomycetes, Xylariales, Xylariaceae. Gene Ontology annotation, molecular function: GTPase activator activity; protein binding. The record is from RefSeq and is a predicted model, not a curated record. The transcript is spliced from 5 exons. Gene Ontology annotation, biological process: regulation of GTPase activity; regulation of actin cytoskeleton organization. Bases 212 to 2551 code for a protein of 779 amino acids. Gene Ontology annotation, cellular component: cell cortex.